This is a messenger RNA of Brachypodium distachyon (stiff brome), 640 nucleotides long. RefSeq names its product F-box/WD repeat-containing protein A-like protein. The record is from RefSeq and is a predicted model, not a curated record. NCBI's taxonomy places the organism in Eukaryota, Viridiplantae, Streptophyta, Magnoliopsida, Poales, Poaceae. The coding region runs from base 61 to 321 and encodes 86 amino acids. The transcript is spliced from 4 exons.
UUUCACGAGACGACUCGAGUCGAGGGUGGCACCCAACCAAUUUGCCCAAACCUGCUUCGAAUGGGCUCCUCUUCCUCGAGCAACGCUCAAGACACGCCUGCGCCGCCGCCUCCACCACCCCCUGCGCCGCCGGCGCCUCUCCACGUGAUGGACGCGGACGAGGACGACGACAACGUGAAGCAGCUCAACGAGUGCGCCGCGCUCUACCUCUCCCUCCAGGACUGCCUCAGCGAGUCCGACCGCAACUGGAAGGCCUGCCAAGCACAUGUUCAAGCUCUGAAAGCUUGUGAGGCGAGCAGAAAUAGAAGUGAAAAAACAUGAAAUACCUGCACUCAUCUUAGUGCCAGGUACCUCAUAUUAUCUUUGGCGAUGACACAAAUACACAAGCAACCUGUUGGUGUUCUCAGCUGUUGAUGGCAAAGAUCUGCAACAAGCAACACUGCAACUUAUAGUUUACUUUUGACUGAAAAGACAUAUGAUCAGUUUGCUUUCAUUGGCAACAUUCGCUGGACUUGUGUCUGUUUCUUCAGUUUGCUUUCAUCGUUAAAUGAGGAAGAGUAUUAGCACUUCCAUUUGACGACUACUAACUUCAACUAAGAUAUUAUUGUAGCACAAGAACUGCCCUUAGGGUUCUUUAUCA